AUGUCCAGCGACGCAUCCAGCUCAUUCAACCUCACGGACAGCCGCGCGUAUCGCAACAACAAUCUCAAAAGAGCUGGCAUCUUCAUCGACGCUCUGAGUCGAAGCGAAUGGCCUCCAUCGGUCGCUCGACUUGCCAAUUUUCUCAGGGCUAACAACUUUGUUGGGACGCUUUCGGCCGUAGAGGUACGCGCGCGCCGAAGGGAGACACGAGCAUAAACUGCAGCGAGUGCUGAAUCGAAGCUGGAUCGUCUGCAUUGCUUGGUUUGCCGUCGCAGAAGGAGCAACUGGAGGGCACGCUGAGUCUGAUGUCAUAUGUUCCCGUGCACGCUGUGCGAGAUGAGACAGUGGCCAGUCCACUUGGAUGCGAGAAAGCAUUGUUGCGGGCGCGUACCAUCCGCACUGGCCGGGUCAAGUCUUGCUAUGGCAAGUCCAAGGCUGAAUGGAGAAACUUGGAGCUGGAGGUGAUGGCGAAUCUGCAUGCGCAUCCUCAGCUCGGCACCUCGUGAGUGUGGCAUGUUCGAGCACUGGCAACGGGUCAGCGGCCAAAAGGCGCCCACCAACCGCUUCACGUUGGUUGCACAACCUCUUCUCAGACGCGCAGAGGUAUGGGACGAGCCGGUCGGCAUUCUAUCGGGCGAAGGCGACCCGAUUUCGACUCCAAAGCCAGAUGUUGCGUUUGGGCUGUUGCCAGAACUUGACAGUGCUUCAUCGCUCGGAGAAGAGUUUCUUGUAGCCGCAAGGCUACAAUUGGGUCUACAUCCAUGGCCAUCCGACUCGCUCCGAGAAGUGGCGUAUCCUUGUCUCUUGCACGAGUACGUGACCGACUUGGAGGUGCUCUACUUUGCUCAAAAUCGAGCAGCGGGAACGGCUGCCAUGGCGCUCAAGAUGUUGCGGGACUUGCGGAAUCUUCGUGAGAAGCGCGCUCACGCACCUGCUGGUCAACAGGGAGAGCCUCUACCCAUUCUGGUGUUUUGCAAUCAAGGCGAUCUAUGGGAGGUGAUGAUAGCCUUCGAUUACGAAAUCAAUCGUCAUUUUCGCAAGACUGAUGUGGUGCGUGACGCUGCGCUCUGUUGUGGUGUGGAUGGGCCCUGACAUCCCGAAACCAUGGACGCGCCUCUCAGCAUUUGGCGCAAAUCUGGAUGGGCAAGAUUUCCAAUCCGUGGCACAUGUUUCAACUUCAAGUCAUCAUCCAGCGAGCCAUCCACUGGAUCACGACAGUCUUUCGUAACGGCGUAUGCGAGAUGCUUGACGACAUCAAAAAGGCAAACUUGAUUCGCUUUGCGUCAUUUGUAGGAAUUGAGCCGCCCGUCGAGGCUUGCAAGAUGACAGGGCACUAA
Messenger RNA from Ceraceosorus bombacis, 1337 nucleotides. NCBI's taxonomy places the organism in Eukaryota, Fungi, Basidiomycota, Exobasidiomycetes, Ceraceosorales, Ceraceosoraceae. The record is from the annotation of a GenBank genome assembly.